Messenger RNA from Galeopterus variegatus (Sunda flying lemur), 1606 nucleotides. RefSeq names its product glycine-N-acyltransferase-like 3 (gene GLYATL3). The transcript is spliced from 5 exons. The record is from RefSeq and is a predicted model, not a curated record. Gene Ontology annotation, molecular function: glycine N-acyltransferase activity. The coding region runs from base 1 to 867 and encodes 288 amino acids. Lineage: Eukaryota; Metazoa; Chordata; Mammalia; Dermoptera; Cynocephalidae. Gene Ontology annotation, cellular component: mitochondrion.
AUGUUGGUGCUAAACUGUUGUACCAAAUUACUGAUACUGGAAAAAAUAUUGAAGAAUCACUUUCCUCAAUCACUCAAGGUUUAUGGAGCGGUGAUGAACAUAAAUCGUGGGAAUCCCUUUCAAAAGGAAGUGAUAUUGGAUUCAUGGCCAGACUUCAAAGCUGUCAUUACCCGGCGACAGAGAGAGGCUGAGACAGAUAACUUCGACCAUUAUACUAAUGCUUAUGCUGUGUUCUAUAAGGAUGUCAGGGCUUACCAGCAGCUAUUGGUAGAACGUGAUGUUAUUAACUGGGACCAAGUUUUUCAAAUACAAGGGCUGCAGAGUGAGUUAUAUGAUGUUACCAAAGCUGUUGCUAACUCAAAGCAGUUGCAAGUAAAGCUUACUUCCUUCCAGGCUGUUCAUUUUUCUCCUGUUUCAACUCUGCCAGACACUGGUUCCCUAACAGGGUCUUCCCCACGACUAACCUAUCUGAGUGUUGCUGAUGCUGAUCUACUCAACCGGACUUGGUCACGGGGCGGAAAUGAACAGUGUCUCCAGUACAUUGCCAACCUCAUCGCCUGCUUCCCCAGUGUGUGUGUGCGUGAUGAUAAGGGAAACCCAGUCUCCUGGUCUAUCACAGAUCAGUUUGCCACCAUGUGCCAUGGCUAUACCCUGCCAGAGCAUCGCAGGAAAGGUUAUAGCCGGCUGGUGGCCCUCACGCUGGCCAGGAAGUUGCAAAGCCGGGGAUUCCCCUCCCAGGGAAACGUCCUGGAUGACAAUGUGGCAUCGAUAAGCCUCCUGAAGAGUGUCCAUGCUGAGUUCUUGCCUUGUCGUUUUCAUAGGCUUAUUCUCACCCCUGCAACAUUCUCUGACCAAGCCCACCACUAGCCCAGUGAAACUAGAGGAAUUUUCUUACUCUCCAUGAACACACACACUCUUAGCUGCCAGUGAGGUAAGAGUUAAAACUGGAGUUAAGAGAAUCUUGGGUUGUUGAAAAGGAUCUGGAGAAAACAUCCAGGAUCAGACUCAGAAGCCUUAAUUCUUCCCAUUGUAGGUUUCUGCAGUAAAUAUCUGUUAGGGGUCAGGGGUAGCUGUGGCUGAGAGCAGAGGAUGAUUUCCUCCCUUAGGAUCCAUGGUAGGAAAAAAGGUUCUAAAACCAGCAGUUGUUAGCAUUGUAGCAGAAAUGACUGUAUGAGAACAAAUGAUUUAACACAGGAACUUGUGGCUGCUGCUUUAUUAUUGCUGCUUGGACUCCUGCUCUGUAUUCUCACAACACACUGCUCCAUACUGCCCUAAACACUCCCCUGUCCCCACUGCUAUGUCUCACCAACCUCUCUUUCUACCACCUCUGCCCCAAGUUCCCUGCAGGAUAUGCUGCUUUUUCCCUUUUAAUUACUGGCUCUCCACUUUUGCCUAUGAUUCUAGCCUGUAGUUCUCCCCUGGGAAUGUCCAAAUGCAGUGGUUCUCACAUUUUAGUGUUUAUCAGAAUUACCUGGAGGGCAGGUGGCAACACAGAUGACUGGGCCCCUCUCUCCUCCAUAGUUCUUGAUUCAGGAAGUAUGAGGUAAGGCCUGAGAAUUUGCAUUUCUAAUAGUUUCCCACCACUGACUUACUUUGGAUGGAUAAA